Prorocentrum cordatum is the source of this 243-nucleotide messenger RNA. Lineage: Eukaryota; Dinophyceae; Prorocentrales; Prorocentraceae. The record is from the annotation of a GenBank genome assembly.
AUGACUGCAAGCGCCAACUCUUUACUUGUCGGGCUGCUUCAGGUCGUCGGGCAGCGACCUUUCAAGAUCCUAUCUUCGAGCGUGCUGAGCGACGGCUUGUGCGAGGCGGAGGUUCAGUACUUCGACCUCGAGGCAGUUACUGAGGGCGUGUCGGUCCAGGAAAUCGAGAGCCCCGACGAGGUGGAGGCGUCGGCGGCGGAGAUUGCCCGUUUAGUCCCGGAGUGGGAGGAGCUCGUGAUUCAG